Mangifera indica (mango) is the source of this 2318-nucleotide messenger RNA. Its product is annotated as AT-hook motif nuclear-localized protein 5-like. The transcript has 5 exons. The record is from RefSeq and is a predicted model, not a curated record. The coding region runs from base 995 to 2005 and encodes 336 amino acids. Gene Ontology annotation, molecular function: minor groove of adenine-thymine-rich DNA binding. NCBI's taxonomy places the organism in Eukaryota, Viridiplantae, Streptophyta, Magnoliopsida, Sapindales, Anacardiaceae.
UUUUCUCCAAUGUCACUACCAAAGCCUAAACCUAAACCAGCAAUAGUUUUUAUAUAGAGAAGAAAGUCUCCCUGCUUGCUUGCCCUAUGAAAUGAGAACUGGUAUCUCUGACGAGGACAUGGUGUUGUACUGUAAUGUUACAGUUUUAACUCGCUUUACUUGACCCCAAGAUUGUCUUCUUGUCUCUUCGAAUGCCAAUGCAAUUACUCACUCGCUUGCACACUUGCCCUUCACUCACUGACCAUUGACUACAGUAGUACCUAACAAUAAAGAAAAACAAAAAAGGGGUCUUCACCUUCGCACUUUAAUUCAAAGGCUCUUUAUUUUUCGAGUCAUUUUUUUCCUCUCCUUGUCUUUUCUUUCUCUCUUUUUCUUUUCCAAGCUCUUGCAAUUUUUUUUGUUUUCAAAGCCCUAGAUUUGAAAUCUAGGGUUUUGUUUGUUGUUACUUCAUGUGUUUGGCUAUGCUGCGAGAACUGGUUUAGCUUUUGUUGUUGUUGAGAUUCUCUCUUUGUGCCCUUAACUGCUUCCAUUUCAUGCAUUUUUUUUCUUCAUUAUAAGUUAAGUUCUGCCUUUGUGAGACUCAAAUGUACUACCUUUAACCGUAUCUCGUUUCAAUUUUUUGUUGGCUUGUUAGAUUUUCUUCCUUUUUAAGAAAAACCUCUGUAAAACCUUUGCUCUCUUUUGAAAUUGAGCAAAGUUUGUAUUUUUCAUGAUUUAGGGUAAAAAAAGAUUUUGUUUUCUUUCGCUUGACUCAAAUUUCUGUAGAAAUUAACGAAUCUGUUGUUGUUGUUGUAAGAUUUUCCCUGUUCAGAGAAAAAUCCUUGUUACCCCUUGGGUGAAGUAACCUCUCGAAUCUGUACUUGGUGUGCUCAUAUAAAAAUCUUUUGCUAAAUUAAGGAAUUUGGCUCAAGAAAUUUUAAGAGUUCAGAGACUCGUUUUCUGGGUAUCCCAUAAACAAACUUUUAUUUUCUUUGACGAUUGUUUAAGUAAAUGCAUGGAUGGGAGAGAAGCCAUGGUUGUGUCUGGUAGCUCAGCUCCCUAUUACAUACAACAGAGAGGAGUGGCCAGUGGCGGUCAGUCCACACCACAAAAUGUUAUAUUACAAACACCACAUGUGUUCAGACCCCCAUCAAGCCAUAACAUUUCACCUCAACCAAAUAUGGGAUCAACAUUUUCAGCUGAGCCUAAACAUGCGAGUUUUGUCCACAACAUGGGGGUGUCGUCUGGGGUCUCACUCAGUGAACCAGUGAAAAAGAAGAGAGGUAGGCCCCGGAAGUAUGCUCCGGAUGGACAGGUCUCUUUGGGGCUUUCGCCUUUGCCACCUAAGCCUAAGCCUUCUUCAGCGUCAGAUUCUCAGGCAUUUAAGCGGGGCCGAGGCCGCCCUCCUGGGACUGGGAGGAAGCAACAGUUAGCAACUCUUGGUGACUGGAUGAACAAUUCAGCAGGACUGGCUUUUGCACCACAUGUGAUCUCUGUUGGAGCAGGGGAGGACAUUGUAGCAAAAGUAUUAUCUUUUUCGCAGCAGAGGCCAAGGGCUGUGUGCAUCCUGUCUGGGAGUGGUACUGUUUCUUCAGUAACACUACGCCAGCCUGCAUCUUCAGUGCUAGCUGGGACUUAUGAGGGCCAAUUCGAGAUAUUAUGCUUGUCAGGUUCAUAUUUAAUUGCUGAAGAUGGUGGUCCUAGGAAUCGAACGGGUGGUGUAAGUGCUUCCCUUUCUAGUCCUGAUGGUCAAGUGUUUGGUGGUGGAGUGGCAGUGCUUAUUGCUGCAAGCAUUGUGCAGGUGGUAGUAUGCAGUUUUGUAUAUGGUGGUUCUAAGACCAAGAACAAACAAGUAGCCAUGCCUGAAAGUGAUAUGAAUUCUACACCUCAGCCUAGUAAUAAAUCAGCUACCCCAAAUCGUGUACCAGUCUCUCAAAAUUUCUCAUCCCCUGCAAUCAAUGCCUGGCCUGGUUCUCGAUCGGUUGAUCUGAGAAACCCUCAUACUGAUAUUGACUUGAGGCGUUGAUGAUAAUUUGCUGCAACAAACAAAUGUUGAUUUGUAGAUAUUUGUUGUUGUACAUGUACUGAAUCUGUGAAAUCUAUGAACUUCUGAAAGCCAACUUAUUUGCCCAGUAGGAGUACUGGGUCUGUGCUAACUUAGUUUGUAACAAAGUCAUCAUCUUUAGGUUCUCAUGUAACAAUGAGAACUUGUUGACAUUUUUUAGCAGAUUAAAAGAUGUUUAGGAGAGGAAAAGGUUGUUGUCUUCAUUGUUAACUGCUGUUUGCUCCUGGCCCCUAGAUUAUGUUAUAUUAAUUCCUAAUUCCUAUUUUUUGUUACA